Paralichthys olivaceus (Japanese flounder) is the source of this 8409-nucleotide messenger RNA. The record is from RefSeq and is a predicted model, not a curated record. Lineage: Eukaryota; Metazoa; Chordata; Actinopteri; Pleuronectiformes; Paralichthyidae.
AUGGCUGUAAAGAGCGACAAGAAAGUAAUGGUGCUGCAUCUCAGCAACAAUUACCCACAUGACCCUUUCCUAAUAAGACUGAUCCCAACGCACAGGCUUGCCACUGAUUGGGCAGUGGAGACUAUCAGUGGACUUCCAAGUACUGUCGCUAUUGUUUCAGAGAGGGAGGGUGCAGGCAGUGUGAAAGUGUGUGUGCGGGGAAAGUGUUUCUCACCCAAGUGGUUUGGCUUCAAAAAGCUAUUCAAUAAGGACUGGGUGUGGUUUAGAGUAUUUGUGGGGUCUAAGCAGAAUCAUGUUACAGUGGAAGGUGACGCCCAGAUGGCAGUGUACGUCUAUGGUGGGAAAGCCGGGCAUUCAUAUGGAACUGCUGGAAUUUGUUCUGAAGGUGCCCCUCCACCUCCACCGCCCAAGGAUCCCUGUGAAGAAGUGAAAUGUCGAGAAAAGGAACGUUGUGUGAAUGGUGCAUGUGUCCAUGUUUCUACAGCAACUUGCCGUGCGGUUGGUGACCCCCACUACUUGACAUUUGAUGGUCAGCGCUAUAACUUCCAGGUUAAUGGAGAACUCCAGUACUUGCCUAUCAGCCUGUUGGGAGGCCUGGUAAAAGUAAAGCGGAGAGGAAUCUAUGCAGUUGUCAGCACUGACUUUGGCCUGAUUGUAAAAUACGAUUGGAACAUGAGGCUGUACAUCAAAGUGCCAUCCUCCUACUACAAACACAUGGGUGGCCUCUGUGGAAACUACAAUGGAGACAAGAAGGAUGACCUGCCUGGAGGCUCCGGUUCCAAUGCUGUGUUGAAGAUGAUCAAGCAGUGGAAGGUGAAAGAUUCUGAUAGAUUCUGUCAUGAUAACUGUGCUGGUCGCUGUCCACAGUGUUCAUCAAAGGAGCAGGCCCACUACAGCCAACCUAAAUUAUGUGGGAUUCUGACAAAGACAGAUGGACCAUUUUCAGCCUGUCACAAAGAUGUUGAACCAACAUUGUUUCUGGACAAUUGUGUCUAUGAUGUCUGUGUCAACAAAGGUGCAAAACAGGUUUUCUGUGAUAACUUGAAGAGUUAUGGAGAUACCUGUCUGUCAGAAGGAGUCAAAGUCAGCCCACAGUGGAGAAUGGUUGCCAAUUGUCCCCUUUUGUGUCCAAAAGGUAGCCACUAUGAGGCAUGUGGCUCAGCCUGCCCGGCCUCCUGUGUGUCCCCGAACAGUGAGAAGCAAUGCAAAGCCGCCUGUGUGGAGGGGUGCCAGUGCAAUGGAGGACUGGUGCUUAGUGGAAACAGAUGUGUUCCCAAGUCCAGCUGUGGAUGUCAGUAUCAGGGCAAAUAUUACCCAUCAGGCACCACUUUUUGGGGUGACAACACUUGCACCACCAGGUGUAAAUGCCGUAAUGGGAAAGCCAAGUGUGCUUCAUCUACUUGUAAGAAGAAUGAGCGCUGUUUCUUGAAGGGGGGUGUGAGGGACUGCUACCCAACAUCCUAUGCGACAUGCCAGGCCUCUGGUGACCCCCACUACCGAACCUUUGACAAACGCCGGUUCGAUUUCCAGGGGACUUGUACCUAUAUUCUGUCCCAACUCACCAAGGGAUCAGACCAGGAUCUGGUCCCAUUUCAGGUGCUGGUCCAAAAUGAGAACAGGGGUCGUAAAAAGACUGUGUCCUACACCAAGUCUGUGUCACUUCAUGUGUUUGGUAAUUUGACCAUCAGCAUGAGUCGUGCCAGCCCAAGGAAAAUACUGGUAAACAGUAGGUCGGUGAAUCUGCCUUAUUCAAUGGAGGAUGGCAAGCUUUCCAUGUUCCGACGUGGCUACUUUGGCAUCGUGACAACACAUUUUGGUUUGACGCUCAGGUUCAACUGGAACAGCCACGUCAGCUUGAAUUUGCCCAGUUCAUACUCCACUGCAACAUCUGGCUUGUGUGGAAAUUAUAAUGGGAAACGUGAUGAUGACUUACUGAAACCUGAUGGCACCCAGGCGGAAAACAUUCAUGUCUUUGGAGACAGCUGGAAGACAGGAGAAGACCCUGGAUGCACUAAUGACUGUCCCGGUGGUAAAUGUCCUGAGUGCAAGCCUGCUCUGCUGUCACGUUACAAACAGAAGCGCUACUGUGGUGUCAUAGCUAACAAGAAAGGGCCCUUCAGACAGUGUCACAGUAAACUGGACCACACGCCCUAUCUCACAGACUGUGUUUUUGAUCUGUGUAUGUACCAAGGCCAUACAUCCGCCCUUUGCAACAGCCUAAUAGCUUUCAGCACUGCUUGUCAAGAUGUGGGAGCUGAAGUGGAGAGUUGGCGAACUGAGCAGUUUUGUCCUCCAUUGUGCGGUCAAAACAGUCAUUAUGAGUUGUGCGCCGCCCCCUGCCAGCUGACCUGCAGUGGUCUUGUGGCCCCUGAGGGCUGUGACGAAAGCACGCCCUGCACCGAAGGCUGUGUGUGUGACGACGGCUUCAUGCUGAGUCAUGAUAAGUGUGUACCUCUGGCAGAGUGUGGCUGUCAGUACGAAGGAGAGUAUUAUCAAAAUAGACAGGUGUUUUAUCCAGGAGAGUCGUGUAACACUCGUUGUGUCUGUUCAGACAGUGGAGAAGUAGAGUGUAAUCCUAAAUUCCAGUGUUCAGUCAAUGAGAAGUGUGUUGUGAAAGACGGUUCUGCUUCCUGUUAUCCCAGUGAUAUUGGUUCCUGUUCUGUGAGUGGAGUCAGAACAGUCAGGUCAUUUGAUGGACAGGCAUAUCCUCUGUGGGGAAACUGUCUGUUCAAGUUAUCAGAGGUGGAGGAGACGCAAGAAGGGAAGACAGCCUUCUCUGUGUUGGUACAGCAGCAAACCAAUAAGGAUGGCAGUGUCAGUCGUAGUGUGGAGUUCCGAGUUUACGAUAUUAAAAUCACAAUGGAGACUGGGGUUACAUGGGCAGUCCAGGUAAAUGACAUCAGAUUUUCCCUUCCUGUGUCAUUGGUUGACGGAAAAGUGCGAGUUCAUCAAAAUGGCAUCAGCAUCGUCAUUGACACCGACUUUGAUCUGAGGCUGACCUAUGACUGUAUGGCAGGCGUAUUAUUGCAAAUCCCAUCCACCUAUCACAGCUUACCACGUGGUCUCUGUGGAAACUAUAAUGGCAAAGAUUUCGAUGACCUGGGAUCAGCCAAAAAUAAGCUGGCAGCUUGGGUAGAGCAGAGGGACAAAACAAAGUGUGAGACAGACUGUGGUGCCAGUUCUUGCCCUGAUCCUGACAAAACGAAGGUCCCACAAGCCAAAAAGGCCUGUAACAUCAUUAAAGACAAGAAGGGUCCAUUUGCAGGGUGCCAUUCCACUGUGUCCCCAACUCCCAACUAUGAAGCUUGUGUCAGGGAGAUGUCCACAAGUGAAGGAGGCAUGCAGAUCCUGUGUCGUCACAUCCAGAGCUAUGUCACUACCUGUCAACUAGCUGGCACAAAGAUAAGCCAAUGGAGGAAAAAAGAUUUCUGUCCUGUGACGUGUCCAUCAGGAAGUCACUAUGAGCUGUGCUCUUCUUACUGCUCCUCCACCUGCUUCUCUCUGGAGCAGACAGAGCCCUGCCUAGUCUGCCAGGAGGGCUGCCAGUGUGACGAGGGCCUCAUGUCUGAUGGAGUCCGCUGUGUUCCUGUGGAGGAAUGUGGCUGUGUAGUGGAAGGCCAAUAUUAUGAGUCAAAGACAUCAGUUUUACUGGAGGACUGUUCAGAGCUCUGUUCCUGUCAGUCUGGACAAUUCAGCUGUAACUCCACAAGGUGCCAAGAGGGAAAGGAGUGUCGCAACAUGAAUGGAACAUUAAAUUGCUACCCCACAGACCCCUGUGCUGUGAAUAAGUGCAGGGUGAAGGAGCACUGUGAAGUGUCAGAAGGCCAAGCAAUGUGUGUGCCUGAUUCUAAGGCCUCAUGCACGGCCUUCGGUGACCCACACUACAUCACAUUUGAUGGAUGGAGAUAUUCAUUCCAGGGAACCUGCACCUACGUCCUCGUCAACACUACAGGUCUCGAUCCAUCCCUGCCAGACGUAACUGUGACCACCAAGAACGAGCUGCAUGGGAACUCUCCAGGCUCCUUUGUGCGUUUACUCACUGUGGAGAUGCUGGGCCACAUUAUAUCCAUCCCAAAUAAUAACAAAGACAACAUGCUGGUGGACGGCAUCAAGACAGAACUUCCUGUUCUUCUUGAAGAUGGCAGAAUCUCCAUAAUACAGUCUGGAUUCAAAGGAAUAAUUCAGAGUGACAUUGGUGUUGAAGUCACUUUUGAUUGGUCCACAUUUAUCAUGGUAUCCAUCAGCAGCAGUUAUUAUGGUAACGUUGUUGGGCUCUGUGGAAACUAUAACGGCAACAAGGAGGAUGAGCUGAUGGGGGCCGAAGGCAUGGCUGUUAAUGUGACUGACUGGGCCCGGACAUGGAGCGUCGCUGAUGGUGACCCAUUCUGUUACCAUUAUUGUGAAGGGGUGUGUCGUCACUGCUCUGAGAAGGACCGUGUCAGGUUUGCUGGUCCAGAGUACUGCGGCAUUCUGAGCAAUAAGCAGGGGCCCUUCUCUGGCUGUCACGAUAAAGUGCCAGUAGCAGAGUUUGUGUCCGACUGUUUGUAUGACGUCUGUGUCAGUAAAGGAGGACCUGAAGCGUUGUGUAAUGCCUUGAGCAGUUACGUCACAAAGUGCGAGGAAGCUGGAGCAUCCAUUAAGCAGUGGAGACAACUGACCAAAUGUUCUGUUGAAUGUCCGACCCACAGCCACUACGAUGUGUGCGGUUCAGCCUGUCCAGCCAGCUGUGGUUCUCAGCCACUGGUGUGCACCAAGCAAUGUGUGGAAGGCUGCGUCUGUGACCAGGGAUAUGUCCUUAGUGGAACGAAGUGUGUUCGCAAGGAGGAGUGUGGCUGUAACCAUAAGGACAAGUACUACCUGCCAGGGACGGUGUUCUGGGCUGACUCACAGUGUGAGGAGAAAUGUGUGUGUGAUGCAGCAACACAAAAGGUGCAAUGUAAACAGACUAAGUGUCAAUCCGGGGAGAAAUGCAGUGUUGUGAACGGAGUCCAAGACUGUUACCCAGUCAGCUUUGAAACUUGUACCGCGCGUGGAGAUCGACACUUCGUCACCUUCGAUGGACGCACUUUUGAUUUCCAGGGCAACUGUGUCUUCAAGCUAGCAAGUGUGUGUGGAGAGACUAAAGGUCUGCAGCACUUUGAGGUCAGCCUGGAGAACAACAACCGUGGCAACAAAAAAGAGCAGUAUGCUAAAGUGGUGACUGUCAAAGUCUAUGGUGUCACAUACAGACUGGAUCACUCAGGUGUACUACUGGUGGACGGGGUUAAACAGUCCUUACCAUUCUCACUCAAUCAAUCGCUGAUCCAAGUUUAUCGCAGACACAGACAUGCUGUCAUUGAGACACGCUUUCUUAAGGUCUCCUUUGACUUUGCGAGUGCAGUGAGGGUGGAGCUGGCUGGCAGUUAUCGCGGUUCAACUUGUGGUCUUUGCGGAAACUUCAACAAUGACCCUGCUGAUGACCUGAUGCUGCCCAAUGGGAAAUUGGCUAACAACGCCAAAGAGUUUGGAGUGAGCCAAUGGCUGGCCAACGUGAAAGGCUGCUCUCAUGACUGUAAAAACUGUGCUCCGCCCCUUCCCACUGACUUCAAACCACCUCGCUACACAUCAGUCUGCAAUGUGAUAACAGCUAAGGAUGGGCCCCUGGUGGACUGUGUAGGCCGCGUAGAUUCCAAGCAGUUCCAUGACGACUGCAUUUAUGACAUGGUGCGUAGUGAUGGGAAAAAGGAGUCACCAUGUGACAUCAUCAGUGACUAUGCGGAGGAGUGUCAGAGAAAAGGCGGCUCUGUGAAGCAAUGGAGGAAGAAGAAGCUGUGUUGGAUGCAGUGUCCACCCAAAAGCAAGUACAAUGUCAUGGCUCCUGGCUGUCCACUCAGCUGCCCCUCUCUGUCUUCUCCAAAAGAGUGUAAAGCAACACCCAGUGAGGGUUGUGUGUGUAACACUGGUUUGUUGCUCAGUCAGGACGGCUGUGUGCCACUCGCUAAGUGCGGCUGCCUAUCCAAUGGUCAGUACCUUGAAUCUGGACAAGGAUUCUAUGAAGACUCUGACUGUGAGCGCUACUGUGAGUGUCGUGGUGGGGUGAUUUCCUGUAAAAACAAACCCUGCAAAAAGAAGGAAAGAUGUGGAGUGAAGAAGGGAGUGAGGAGCUGCAUCAAGCGCUGAUCCAUUAUGAUGAAAAAGGACAGAACCGGCACAAACACAUGUAUCGUCUGAAUUCCUUUUCACCAGCAAUGUUCUGUUUAUUGUGUAUGCAAUCAAUUCUAAUCAGAUGUUCUUCUGUGGUGACUGUCCAUUUGCAAUUAAAGUGAAAUUUAGUUUGAAUCAUAAAUCAAAAGUAAUUUACUCCAGGUUUGCUAAAGGUACCCUAUGUUACACUAUAAUGAAUACUGGGUGUUGCUGUUACUGCAAGGUAGAUUAAUGAGAAGUUACAAAAUAAAGCAGCCUUAUAGCCUGUCAUAUUUUAGUAGGUACACAGAGACUUUCAUUUGCGUGGAACUUUUAGAAGCUGUACAGCAUGAUUAUGUACUGACUUUAUUUAAAACAGACUAAAUAACUAAACACCUUUCUUCUUUUUCUCUCACAUAUGCAGUAAACUGUACAAUGCAUUUCAGUUUUGGCUAAUGUGGGUUCUGUUGUGUCUGUGAUUGAUGCACAUAUCUAUUUGUUGUACAAUUUCACUGACAUUAUAAUAAUAAUAUGAAUUAUUUUUUAUAUUGCAGUUCUACAAAAGUUACAAAGCGCUUCGCAAAUAAAAGCUGCACAAGUAAAAAGACAAAAUAAACAAAUAAAACCUAUAAUAAAAACAAUAAGGUAAAAUCAGGGAACGCAAUACUAUGAACACGUUUUAAACAUGGAUUUAAAUGAACCUGCUGAAGCCUGCUGUACUUCCACAGGCAGGGUGCUCUGGUGCCUUGGAGUUCUUAUUUCUAAAGCUAGUCGCUCAAAGACAGAGAAACUAUAUCCCGUUCACUGAACUGAGGGAUGAGACGCAGACUGCUAGUCACAUCAAAUGAUCAGCCGUUUGAAUCACUUGAUCCCGCGUACAGCUCUCCAGUAACUCCUCUGAUGGAGCUCUCAGAAUCUCCUCCAGUACAUGACUGACCAUCAGACCCUGUGUGCACCGGCGGCCUCUCUCAUACAGCCGUGCACCGCAACACGUCGCUGCCGCGCUGUCCCGCUGCCUGCCUGACCAGAACCUGACCACAGCUCCCCCUGGUCUUCAGGUGCUAGUCGUGGUGGGUAUUUACGCACUAGAUCCCGCAGGCCCGGUGAAGCAACCACACUGGCGACUCCACCUGCAGCCUCGGACGUGCUCCCGAGACAACUGCUCCGGCCACUUUCACACCACACUGCCCGACCCCGGCGAACCCCAAAGGGAAUCCGCCCUUCAGCCUAACCGGGACAGAGCAGCAGCAACCUACGCCCGUCACCGACAAUCACCCGCAGAGAAACACGUCAGCCCACUCACCAGACCACGUGUCCCCAAAACUACGCCGCUCAUUCAUAUAAAAAACGAGGCGCGCAGCUGACUCGGCGUGUGACGUCACGCUACACUCACACACAUUACCUGAUGACCGCACUCUUUGACAAAAAUCGCAGUCUCCGCCCAUCAAGUCAUUCACAACCGCGGAACACACAAAACGUGGAUCUGACGAGCCGGCCUCAAAAACACUGUGUCAAGGAGGGAGACGACGAAUACUGACAUUUACAGACAUGUAACAAGAUGGCAACCACAUCGUGAGUCCAGAAACAAAGGGACGCUCUCACCGGGAGUCAGGGAGCCGACCUCGUCCCUCAGAGAGCGAGAGAGGAACACGAAUGAAGUCAUGCUUCUUACUGAUUGUAGCCGACGUCACAUCCACCUGCAGCUCAGGGAGAAGAGGAACAGGGACCCCUGGUGUCCAGGUGAGGCUGGAGGGGCUCAUCACAAACCUGUCAGGACAGGGGCUGGGGCAACCACUGAGAUUGAUGGGUCUGCAGAAACAGUGUUGGGAUUCAGGAGUGUACGUCAGCUCACACACAAAACUAUACAAUUGUUGGUGUUUUUUUACUCUUUUGUUUAUUCUGUGUAAAUUACUGUGUGGAAUCAGACAAGGAUGUUUUACAUAUUUUUUUUGCAAUAAACCCCACAAGACAUAAAUAUAUGAUACACAAACAGAUUGACAUUUUAUUGAGCGGGGAGGACAUAAAAACAGAUCUGAUUGUCAAACAAAAACUUUACAGACAUGUUAGAGUAUAUGUCUGGUGUUACUUUAUAUUUUCACAUCAACAGAUUCAAUGAAAAGAACAAAACCCGUCAAAGCAUUCUCUUCCAAUACUUCCUGACUUGCCUCCACACUCUUUGGUCAACUAUUAGGGGAACAAUGUACAUUUACUUAUAUUUUGCCACAAUAAGAGGAUGACAUACUGCAU